This is a messenger RNA of Rangifer tarandus platyrhynchus (Svalbard reindeer), 3417 nucleotides long. The record is from the annotation of a GenBank genome assembly. NCBI's taxonomy places the organism in Eukaryota, Metazoa, Chordata, Mammalia, Artiodactyla, Cervidae.
AUGCCGUCGGGAGGCGACCAAUCGCCGCCGCCCCCGCCUCCCCCUCCGGCGGCGGCGGCCUCAGAUGAGGAGGAGGAGGACGAUGGCGAGGCGGAGGACGCCGCGCAACCAGCCCGGUCGCCGGCCCCUCAGACCCAACAGCGGUUUGACGAGCUGUGCAGCCGCCUGAACAUGGACGAGGCGGCGCGGGCCGAGGCCUGGGAGAGCUACCGGAGCAUGAGCGAGAGCUACACGCUGGAGGGAAAUGAUCUUCAUUGGUUAGCAUGUGCCUUAUAUGUGGCUUGCAGAAAAUCUGUGCCAACUGUAAGCAAAGGGACAGUUGAAGGAAACUAUGUAUCUUUAACUCGAAUCCUGAGAUGUUCAGAGCAGAGCUUAAUUGAAUUUUUUAACAAGAUGAAGAAAUGGGAAGACAUGGCCAAUCUCCCUCCACAUUUCAGAGAACGCACUGAGAGAUUAGAAAGAAACUUCACUGUUUCUGCUGUAAUUUUUAAGAAAUAUGAACCCAUCUUUCAGGACAUUUUUAAAUAUCCUCAAGAGGAGCAGCCACGUCAACAAAGAGGAAGAAAACAGCGGCGACAGCCCUGUACCGUGUCUGAAGUUUUCCAUUUUUGUUGGGUGCUUUUUAUAUAUGCAAAAGGUAACUUUCCCAUGAUUAGUGAUGAUCUGGUUAAUUCUUAUCAUCUUCUGCUGUGUGCUUUGGACUUAGUUUAUGGAAAUGCCCUUCAGUGCUCCAACCGUAAAGAGCUUGUGAACCCUAAUUUUAAAGGUCUAUCUGAAGAUUUUCACGCUAAGGAUUAUAAACCUUCCUCCGACCCACCUUGCGUUAUUGAGAAGUUGUGUUCCUUACAUGACGGCUUAGUUUUGGAAGCAAAAGGAAUAAAGGAACAUUUCUGGAAACCUUAUAUUAGGAAGCUUUAUGAAAAAAAGCUCCUUAAGGGAAAAGAAGAAAAUCUUACUGGUUUUUUAGAACCUGGGAAUUUUGGAGAGAGUUUUAAAGCCAUCAAUAAAGCCUAUGAGGAGUAUGUUUUAUCUGUUGGGAAUUUAGAUGAGCGAAUUUUUCUGGGAGAGGAUGCUGAGGAGGAAGUUGGGACUCUCUCAAGGUGCCUGAAUACUGGUUCAGGAACAGAGACUGCUGAGAGGGUGCAGAUGAAAAGCCUCCUGCAGCAGCACUUUGACAAGUCUAAAGCACUUAGAGUCUCCACACCUCUUACCGGUGUGAGGUACAUUAAGGACAGCAGCCCUUGUGUGACUCCAGUUUCUGCGGCUACACACAGCUUGAGUCGCCUUCACACCAUGCUCACGGGCCUCCGGAACGCCCCGAGUGAGAAGCUGGAGCAGGUCCUAAGGUCAUGUUCCAGAGAUCCAACCCAGGCUAUUGCCAACAGAUUGAAGGAAAUGUAUGAGAUAUAUUCUCAGCAUUCCCAGUCAGAGGAGGAUAGCAGUAACUGUGCUAAAGAUAUUGCCAGCAAACAUUUUCGUUUUGCAGAGAUGCUUUACUAUAAAGUAUUAGAAUCUGUUAUUGAGCAGGAACAAAAAAGACUGGGAGACAUGGAUUUAUCUGGCAUUCUGGAACAAGAUGCAUUCCACAGAUCACUCUUGGCAUGCUGCCUUGAGGUCGUCACUUUUUCUUACAAGCCUCCUGGGAAUUUUCCAUUUAUUACUGAAAUAUUCGAUGUGCCACUUUAUCAUUUUUACAAGGUGAUAGAAGUAUUCAUUAGAGCAGAAGAUGGCCUUUGUAGAGAGGUGGUAAAACACCUUAAUCAGAUUGAAGAACAAAUCUUGGAUCAUUUAGCAUGGAAACCAGAGUCUCCGCUCUGGGACAGAAUUAGAGACAAUGAGAACAGAGUUCCCACAUGCGAAGAGGUCAUGCCACCUCAGAACCUGGAAAGAGCAGAUGAAAUUUGUGUUGCUGGCUCCCCUCUAACUCCCAGAAGGGUGAGUGAAGUUCGUGCUGAUACUGGAGGACUUGGAAGAAGCAUAUCAUCUCCAACCACACUGUAUGAUAGGUACAGCUCCCCAACAGCCAGUUCUACCAGAAGGCGACUAUUUGUGGAGAACGACAGCCCCACUGAUGGAGGGACCCCUGGGCGCAUUCCCCCGCAGCCUCUAGUCAAUGCUGUCCCCGUGCAGAAUGUACCUGGGGAAGCGGUAUCUGUCACACCAGUUCCUGGACAGACCUUGGUCACCAUGGCAACAGCCACCGUCACAGCCAACAAUGGGCAAACAGUGACCAUUCCUGUACAAGGUAUUGCCAAUGAGAAUGGAGGAAUAACGUUCUUCCCAGUCCAAGUCAAUGUUGGGCAGGCGCAAGCUGUGACCGGCUCCAUCCAGCCCCUCAGUGCUCAGGCCCUGGCUGGAGGCUUAAGCUCCCAACAGGUGACAGGAACGACCUUGCAGGUCCCUGGUCAGGUGGCCAUUCAACAGAUUUCCCCGGGUGGACAGCUUAAACAAGGCCUGCCUUUAGCCAGCAGCAGUAUCAGACCCAGGAAGACCAGCUCUUUAUCGCUGUUCUUUAGGAAGGUUUAUCACUUAGCAGGUGUCCGCCUUCGGGAUCUUUGUGCUAAAUUGGAUAUUUCAGAUGAACUGAGGAAAAAAAUCUGGACCUGCUUUGAAUUCUCCAUAAUUCAGUGUCCUGAGCUUAUGAUGGACAGACACCUGGACCAGUUGUUAAUGUGUGCCAUUUAUGUGAUGGCAAAGGUCACAAAAGAAGACAAAUCCUUCCAGAACAUUAUGCGUUGCUACAGGACUCAGCCACAGGCCCGGAGCCAGGUGUAUAGAAGUGUUUUGAUAAAAGGGAAAAGGAGAAGAAGAAAUUCUGGCAGCAGUGACAGCAGAAGCCAUCAGAAUUCUCCGACAGAACUAAACAAAGACAGAACCAGCAGAGACUCCAGCCCCGUCAUGAGGUCCAGCAGCACCCUGCCAGUCCCGCAGCCGAGCAGCGCCCCGCCUACCCCGACUCGCCUCACGGGGGCCAGCAGCGACGUGGAGGAGGAAGAGAGAGGGGACCUCAUCCAGUUCUACAACAGCGUCUACAUCAAGCAGAUUAAAACGUUUGCCAUGAAGUACUCGCAGGCAAAUGCAAUAGAUGCUCCUCCACUCUCUCCCUAUCCAUUUGUAAGAACAGGCUCUCCUCGCCGAAUACAGUUGUCUCAGAACCAUCCUGUCUACAUUUCCCCACAUAAAAAUGAAGCGAUGCUUUCUCCUCGAGAAAAGAUCUUCUACUACUUCAGCAACAGUCCUUCAAAGAGACUGAGAGAAAUUAACAGUAUGAUACGGACAGGAGAAACUCCAACCAAAAAGAGAGGGAUUCUUUUGGAAGAUGGAAGUGAAUCACCUGCAAAAAGAAUUUGCCCAGAAAAUCAUUCUGCCUUAUUACGUCGUCUCCAAGAUGUAGCUAAUGACCGAGGUUCCCACUGA